CCUAUCGAGUUCUAGUUCUAGAUACUAACCGAUCGUACGAAUCUCAACGGAGGUAACUUUUGCGCCAUGGUCGCAAUCGCGCGGUAUCGGACGGUAAUCGGACGGUAUGGAUUGUUUAAAAGAUAAAAAGUCAAGCUCCGGAUUGAUAGCCGAAUCUUGACGACUACCGGACCGCGGCUGACCGAGGCACACCGAAGUUUAAGUGGGCUGAUGGGUCAGUCUAGAUGAAUAAAGUGGAGAUGGAGCUACUCCGAUACGCGCGCGAUACGCUGAUAAGAUUAGGUACUUCACCUUUUAUAUCGCAUAUUUUCUUUUAGCCGCUCGACCUUCAUAAAGCAAUACCGUUGAGGUCUUUGUCACGGCAUUUCGAUAGCGCAAUUAUGGCUGCGAUUGUCGAACUGUCCCAACCCACGAUUAUACUCUCAGGAAACCCCGUUCCCUAUACCCGAUUGCAUAUCACUCCGUUAGACGAAUCGCUGCUCAGCGUUGUCGUCCCCUCUUCUGUCCUGCCUCGAGCGCGUAACAUCUCGUAUCACACUCUCGAAACAUUCCCGGAGAAGCGAUACGGCUUCGUAGACCUACCCACGGCCGAGGCGGACAAGCUAAAGCGAAAACUUAACGGAGCCGUCCUAAAAGGAACAAAGAUGCGCAUCGAAAGGGCUAGACCCGAAUCUAUCCCUGAGCCGACAGGCGCGGCGGGCGAGAACGAAGUGAAGAAUGACGGGAAUGAUAGGAAGAAACUUAAGAAGAGGAAGCGCGAGAUUGAUGUUACACCGGGAGUUGAGCUUGAGGAUCGAAAAAUUAAGCGCGGAUGGACCACCACGGAGCGAGAGAUGAUUGACGAGAAACGAAAGAAGGGCAAGGAAAAAAACCACAAGGACAAGGACGGGAAGAAAAAGAAGAAGAGGGAAACCAAGUCGAAAUACACGGACGGACCGGAAUGUUUAUUCAAGACGAAACUUCCGGGCGAUGGGUCGUCGAAGGGAAACCAGGAUCUCGACCAGACCAAAAAGAAGCGGAAAAGCGGCCGUGAGGUGGUCAUGCACGAGUUCGAAAAAACGAUCAAGCACCCCUCGUUUCUCAAGAGUAAUGUGGAGAAGUCGAGUUCGGUAGCCGUCACAUUUGAAGACGGCGUUGGUUGGGUGGACGAGCACGGGACUGUUGUUGAACCCGCCGUAAGCAAGAGACCAAUCGCCAACGCCUCAAGCUCUGCGGCGCAAUCCAAGCCGUCCGAACCCCCAAACCCUGCUGAAGAUGAUGACACAACAAGCAGCAGCGGCUCUUCGUCUGAUGAUUCUGAGGAUGAUGAAGAUCGGGGUCAGGUCGUAGACAGUUCGGAUGAUGACGACAAGGACGACAGCGAAAACGAAGACAACAGCGUGCAAGCCACUCCUGAUAAGCAACCUGCAGAGAUCAAGUUGGAUACCCAAACUUCGACUAGCCCCGUAUCAAUUUUGAAGACGGGAUCCGCGAGACACAAAUCGUCAGGGUCUACCUCGAGCCUUACAAUCAAGAUUCCCCCUGCGACGCCUGCUGCUACAGAAGUACACCCGUUGGAGGCAUUAUAUAAGCGUCCUCAAGGUGACGGUGCUGGGGACAAGUCCGGCGAUGCUCAGCCUUUUAGCUUCUUUGACGGAGAUGACAAUGAUAUCGAAGAGGAAGAUGCCGUGGGCCCUCCGAUUCAGCAGCCACCCAUGACCCCUUUUACGAAGCAAGAUUUCGACUAUAGAAAUGUGAGGAGCGCUGCGCCGACUCCCGACACGGCACAUCCCAGCCGAUCGUUUAAUCUAUGGCCUAGACAAGGUUCUGUGGAUGAUAUAGCCGAAGAUGAUGAGGACGAAGGCGAUGGCGAGCGGGGAGGAGCCGCUAUUAAAGCUACAUCUGAUGGGAUUAACGGUAAUACGGCCACGAGUGAUUUCCAGAGGCAGUUCUGGGAGAGCCGGGGAGAUUUAAAUCGGUCCUGGAGAAGAAGGCGAAAGACUGUGUCGAAGGAGAAACGUUACAGGGAAAAUCGUGUUCGUGCGGAGAGAGCUAUCUAGGGUGUAAAUUAAGACGAGUGAGUUUCUGAAUUCCUGGGUUUAUGAAACCUUGACCGCAUGGGAAUAUGCCGAUAUCUUGUGGUUUGCGUAUUACGUCGGCUAUCUCUAGAACUGGACAGCGUGUCAUGUCAAACUGAUGGGCUAUAUGCCUUAUAAUUACAUCUGCUCGCGUGCUAAGCAAAUAUCCAUAGUACAAGAAACUAGUAGUACGGGCCAAGUCACGGAGCAAAGCGAGAAAUAAUUAACAGAAUCUUGGCACUUGAGCCAGUUCUUGAAAUUAUUGAUACCGUGGAUUGUCCAGGUGGGUGGAAUGUCACACGAGCAUUUCAA
Daldinia caldariorum is the source of this 2369-nucleotide messenger RNA. RefSeq lists its product as uncharacterized. NCBI's taxonomy places the organism in Eukaryota, Fungi, Ascomycota, Sordariomycetes, Xylariales, Hypoxylaceae. Bases 381 to 2039 code for a protein of 552 amino acids. The record is from RefSeq and is a predicted model, not a curated record. The transcript has a single exon.